AUGUCUAUUUCCGACGUGAAGAACGAUCCAGCGAAGGUCCAGCUUGUCCGGCUGGCACACGUCUACUUCGAGCAUCCGGACUUGGAGACCUUUGCGAGGUUUGCCAUGGACUUUGGCUUGGUCGAAGUCGCGCGCAAAGGAAACACCAUCUACUUCCGCGGAUACGGCAAAGACCCAUACGUUUACGUCGCCUCAACAGGAGGGAAAGGGAAGCCCCAGUUUCUGGGUCCAGCAUUCGUCGCUCGCGACCAGGAGAACUUUGACAAAGCGGCCAGAAUCCCCGGCGCGAUCGUCAAGGACCUCGACGACGCGCCUGGAGGCGGAAAGAUGGUGACGAUCCCCCGCCCCAACGACACCUUCAUGCACAUCAUCUAUGGCCAAAAGGAGCGAGACAUCGAUCCUACGGACGCAGCAGUUGCAUCCCAUUCCCAGGGACAAUUCAAUACCCCCUUCGACAAGCCUAGACAGAAUCGAUCCCAGACAUGUCAGGAAGGUCCGGCGGUCGUCCACAAGCUGGGCCAUUUCGGAUACGUGUGCAAGGAAUUCGACGAGGAGGUCGACUUCUACACGUCAAAUUUCAACAUCAUCCAUUCUGAUAUCCUCUGGCAUCCCAAACUCGCCGGCAUCGAUGUCCUCACGUUCAUGCGCCUCGACCUGGGGAAGGAAUACUCAGACCACCACGUCAUGUUCCUUCAGCGGGCACCCCCUGAAGUAAAACGGACCUACCUCCACCACACCUCCUACGAGGUUGCAGACUUCGAUACGCAGCUGAUUGGCCAUGACUGGCUGGCAAAGCGCGGCUGGAAAUCAGUCUGGGGCGUUGGACGCCAUAUCCUAGGCAGCCAGAUCUUUGAUUAUUGGCAGGAUAGCAGCGGGUUCAAGAUGGAGCACUAUUCAGACGGCGACGUCGUGAAUGAAGACUCCCCGACCGGUCGACAAGUUGCUGGUGCGCUCUCUGUUUGGGGACCGGAAAUCCCGAAGGACUUUGAGCUCGAUGGUAUUGAUAAAUAUGAUAAAGAAUUACUGCCAGAUGCACGUGUCCAUCGACAUGCUGGUGCAAACAAGGCAAGUAGCCACAAGAUAACCAAGCACGUAGAAGGCCCCGGUUAA
Molecule: messenger RNA, 1110 nt
Organism: Rasamsonia emersonii CBS 393.64
Lineage: Eukaryota; Fungi; Ascomycota; Eurotiomycetes; Eurotiales; Trichocomaceae
Exons: 2
Coding region: 1-1110 (369 amino acids)
Biological process (GO): L-methylmalonyl-CoA metabolic process
Cellular component (GO): mitochondrion
Molecular function (GO): methylmalonyl-CoA epimerase activity
Source: RefSeq, a predicted model, not a curated record